AUGAAGGGAUACGUCUACGCUACGUCUUCGGGCCGCGGCGGCUUGAGGGUGAUGAGUGGAGGAGGCCAGCCCGGCAGUCUACUGCUAGCCUGCAUCGCUGGUCUCCGUGAUAGCCACGCUCCGGGGGGGCUAGGAGUGGGAGUUGAAGUGUGUUGGUACCUCGCUAGUAGUCCAUCGAUCCGGCCCUGCUCGGUCAAGCACAGUAAGGUGGCAGGCGGACAACGGUCACAUAAAGGGAGUCUGGGCUAG
Gaeumannomyces tritici R3-111a-1 is the source of this 249-nucleotide messenger RNA. RefSeq lists its product as hypothetical. Bases 1 to 249 code for a protein of 82 amino acids. NCBI's taxonomy places the organism in Eukaryota, Fungi, Ascomycota, Sordariomycetes, Magnaporthales, Magnaporthaceae. The record is from RefSeq and is a predicted model, not a curated record. The transcript has a single exon.